Messenger RNA from Rhipicephalus sanguineus (brown dog tick), 954 nucleotides. Its product is annotated as cullin-3-like. NCBI's taxonomy places the organism in Eukaryota, Metazoa, Arthropoda, Arachnida, Ixodida, Ixodidae. The transcript has 3 exons. Gene Ontology annotation, cellular component: cullin-RING ubiquitin ligase complex. Bases 1 to 954 code for a protein of 317 amino acids. The record is from RefSeq and is a predicted model, not a curated record. Gene Ontology annotation, biological process: protein ubiquitination; ubiquitin-dependent protein catabolic process. Gene Ontology annotation, molecular function: ubiquitin protein ligase binding.
AUGGAACGGCACAUCAACGAAGAGUCAGAGAGGGCGAUGCAGUGUCUCGACGAGUCAAAUGAGGUUCCAAUCUUGCAGGUGAUAGAGAAAGAGCUCAUCUGGAAGCAUAUGAAGGCCAUCGUGGACAUGGAAGACUCGGGCGUCGAGCAUAUGCUCAAGAACCAGAUGAUUGAUGAACUGACUCGAUUGUUCCGGUUCCUCAAGCGCGUUCCGGGUGGCGUCAAAACGUUGCUUGACUGCGAAAAAUACCUUUUCGAGCGCUACUACAAGCAGCAUCUGUCCAAACGGCUUCUGCUCAACAAGAGCGCGUCAGACGAAGUCGAGAGAACGAUGGUCGCCAAGCUCCGAAAUGAAUGUGACUGUCUCUUCACAUACAAAAUGGAAGCCAUGUUCAAGGACAUGAACACCUCUUGUAACAUGAUGCACCAGUUCAAGGAAGCAGUUUCCUCUUGCAGAGUGGACUUGCACGGGGUCGACAUAAACUUGCGCGUGCUCACGACGGGCUUCUGGCCCCUGGCUGCAGUCACGCAGCAAACCACAUCUAGGCUGGGCAGAUCUGAACGCAGUUCAGAUCUGCCCGUGCUUAUCAAGACGCCCGCCUCAAACGAGAUCGAGAGUGACCCCAUUUUUACCGUUAACGAAGCCUUCACGUCCAACCUCCAGAAGGUCAAGAUUGAGUUGACGUCCAGUAAAAAGAACACUGCACCACAGGAAAAUGAGCCAGCGGUUAACCUUGACGAAGACCGAAGGUAUGAACUAGAAGCGGCCAUUAUAAGAGUAAUGAAGGCUCGCAAGACGCUGUCGCACGAAGACCUUCUCGCUGAGAUGACGAAGUUGCUUCAAACCAGAUACACUCCCAGUCCUGCUGCAUUCAGGAAGAGAGAUGCUCUCGUAGAGCGGGAGUACCUCGAGAAGGCCGGCGAGAAUACAGAAGUGUACAACUAUGUGCCAUAA